AUGAGUAAGGGAGUUGUGCGGUUCCACGACUCACGGGAGAAGCCGUAUGGGGUUUUCAGUCCCCUUUCGCCUCACCCAGUGACCAUACAUCACACGCAGUUCCCCUCGUUGCAUCAUUAUUUUCUGACGGAGCGGUUUGGAGGUUUACCCGACGCGGCACCAUUUCAGUCGGCGGCGUCGGUAUGGGAGUUAGACCGCCUUGUGCGCGUUGCAGAGAGGGAGGGUCGGCAGCGGGGCGACUGGGACAGAUUAAAAGUAGAUGUGAUGUUGUUAGGAAACUACAUGAAGUUCAAACAAAAUGAAAACGCCCGGGAAAUUCUGAUGAACACCGGAACCAGGCUGAUUGUCGACCACACGGAGGAAGACGAUUUUUGGGGAGACGCUGGCGAUGGGACGGGACACAAUUUACUUGGGGUCAUUCUGAUGGCAGUGCGUGACCGCUUGCAUCGCGAGGCCUCGGCCAGGGCACGUGCAAGGGCUUAG
This is a messenger RNA of Trypanosoma brucei brucei TREU927, 483 nucleotides long. RefSeq lists its product as hypothetical. The transcript has a single exon. The coding region runs from base 1 to 483 and encodes 160 amino acids. The record is from RefSeq and is a predicted model, not a curated record. Lineage: Eukaryota; Euglenozoa; Kinetoplastea; Trypanosomatida; Trypanosomatidae.